Arachis duranensis is the source of this 612-nucleotide messenger RNA. RefSeq lists its product as uncharacterized. The transcript has 2 exons. NCBI's taxonomy places the organism in Eukaryota, Viridiplantae, Streptophyta, Magnoliopsida, Fabales, Fabaceae. Bases 1 to 612 code for a protein of 203 amino acids. Gene Ontology annotation, biological process: DNA integration. The record is from RefSeq and is a predicted model, not a curated record. Gene Ontology annotation, molecular function: nucleic acid binding.
AUGACAGAUGACCAGAACGAAGACGGACAUACUGCAUCAGAGUUUGAGCAAGAGCAGCAAGAUGCAGUUAACAAUGACAAGGAAAUAAUCUCUCAUGGGGCUAACUUUCAUGUCGCUCCCCUUGAAGAACUUAUAAGUAUAACUUAUCCAUGGCCUUUUGCAAAAUGGGGAUUAGACUUACUUGGACCCUUUCCCAAGUGCCUAGACAAGUAUGGCAUUCCCAAUUCCAUUACGACGGAUAAUGGAACUCAAUUCACCGACUCUACAUUCAGAAAUCUAGUAGCCAGUAUGAAAAUCAAGCAUCAGUUCACCUCGGUUGGGCACCCACAAGCAAAUGGGCAAGCAGAAGCCGCCAAUAAAAUCAUACUAGAUGGAUUAAAGAAAAGAUUACAAGAUAUAAAAGGGAGUUUGGGCCGAGGAGCUCCCUCAAGUGUUAUGGGCAUAUCGGACUACACCCCAGUCUGGGGAGAAACACCCUUCCGACUUACUUAUGGCAUAGAAGCCAUGGUACCAGUUAAAGUCAACGAGCAAAGUCCAAGGGUGAGGUUUUAUGAUGAGAUCGGCAAUAUUCAGGCACACAAAGAAGAACUCAAACUACUCCCUAAAGUAUGA